Molecule: messenger RNA, 1363 nt
Organism: Gasterosteus aculeatus aculeatus (three-spined stickleback)
Lineage: Eukaryota; Metazoa; Chordata; Actinopteri; Perciformes; Gasterosteidae
Gene: taf8
Product: TAF8 RNA polymerase II, TATA box binding protein (TBP)-associated factor
Biological process (GO): transcription initiation at RNA polymerase II promoter
Cellular component (GO): transcription factor TFIID complex
Molecular function (GO): protein heterodimerization activity
Source: RefSeq, a predicted model, not a curated record
CUUCCGUCUGCGUCACAGGAAUCGACGACACACAAUCACGCCGUGUUUACUGACGGCGGCCGACGGAGGAAUAAAGCUUUUCUUACUCUACGGUUAUAGUUAGUUUUAUCAAAGAAAAGUACAGACAAUUUAAUAUGGCGGACCCUGCAGUGGUAUCGGGAGGUGCGCUGAAUGCAGGAGGGCGUGGGAGUGGUGGCAAAGCAGCUACCAGCCCUGCAGAGAACUACCACCUGGCCCGACGUCGCACCCUGCAGGUCGUGGUCAGUGCUCUGCUGACCGAGUGCGGCUUUGACAGCGCGGAGAAGGCAGCGGUGGAGACGCUCACUGAGAUGAUGCAAAGCUACAUAACUGAAAUAGGUCGUUGUGCGAAGGCUUAUUGUGAACACACAGCCAGAAGCAUCCCAACCCUGUCCGACGCCGUAGUCACCCUCAUUGAAAUGGGUUUCAAAGCCGACACACUGCCUUUGUACGCCAAGAGAUCGCAGAGGAUGGUCAUAACUGCCCCGCCAGUGACGAACCCACCUGUGACUCCCAAAGCGCUGUCAGCGGGCCAGAAGCGCACGCAUCCAGCUCACAUCCCCUGCCACUUCCCGGAGUUUCCUGACCCGCACACCUACAUCAAAACACCCACCUUCAGAGAACCCGUGUCAGACUACCAGGUUGUUAGAGAAAAAGCAGCGAGUCAGAGGAGAGACGUGGAGCGAGCGCUCACGCGCUUCAUGGCCAAGACUGGAGAAACCGAGAGCCUCUUCAAAGACGACAUCACCGCCUUCCCGCUGAUCGCGGCCCAACCGAGCACUAUCCCAUACCUCAGCGCCCUGCUGCCCUCGGAGCUGGAAUUACAGACUCUGGAGGAGACGGACUCCUCUGAGCAGGACGACCAGACCGACGGCGAGAACGCAGUAGGAAACAUGAUCAGUGACGACCCAGGAGCCGACAAAGAGAACGCCAUGCUUCCGCUCAGCGCAGUGGUUCCUGCAGCAAAGGCCAGCGAGGACAACGUGAUCGACAACCCGUACCUUCGGCCAGUCAAGAAACCCAAAGUGAGGAGGAAGAAAUGAGUCGGACAUGGACCAACAGACUCCCGUUUGCCACAGUGGUUGCUGCUGUGAGCCGGUCAGGAGCUGGCUGUGUGAGCCGGGACCAGCGCUGCUGUGGCGCUGCUGUGGCGCUGCUGUGGCUGUGUGUAAGCUGACUUCUAUUGAAGAGAGAAAUUUCCUUUUGUUGUGUUAACUAUUAAUAUUUUCUUCAGCACUCACUUUGUUAAAAUGUUGUGUAAUGUCGCUUUGUAAACAACAUAAAUGUGUAAUAUACAAACUGUACAGGGAUAGUCAUUUUGAGAAUAAAGAAAAAAAAUUAAGUA